Eruca vesicaria subsp. sativa (arugula) is the source of this 5618-nucleotide messenger RNA. NCBI's taxonomy places the organism in Eukaryota, Viridiplantae, Streptophyta, Magnoliopsida, Brassicales, Brassicaceae. The record is from the annotation of a GenBank genome assembly.
UGAAAAAAUCAAAACUUGUUGCUAUAAUUAAAUACAAUCUAAUUAUGAAUAAAAAUAUUUUCUCGAGAAAAAAAAAAAAAAGAACUGCUGGAAGAUUUUUCUCUUCAUUCAAAUCUCUUUCUCCUCCUUCAUCUUUCUCCUUCCUUUCACCUGAAAUUCUUCAUCUCACUCUCUCACUUCCCCCUCCUAACUAAUUUCAUCACCUUCCAACCAUUCCUUCGUUCCCACGUCAUAGAAGACUUCCACCAUUGUUACAUUGACCGAUUCAAUUUUCCCAAACUAUUCUGGACUUUUUUUUUGCAUUGUACGUAGCUUUCGAAAUUGGAUUAUCUGUGGAGUAAAGGAAGAUAAAUUCUGCAAUUAGGGUUUCUAAUUUUGUGAAUUUCGUCAACAAUUGGGGUGAAAUUAGGGUUUGUGAUCAGAAUUGGGGAAGAAGAAAGAGAUCUGGGGUUUAGGUCAACGGAAUUUGAGGUUGGGAUGAUGAUGAUGAUGAUGAUCGGAUUAUUAGUUUGUUAAAAAAAUCGACGGUUUGGAUCUGAUCGGAGAAGAGACAGCGCCACAAGAUGGCGCUGUUCCGUCGCUUCUUCUAUAAAAAGCCUCCUGAUCAUCUUCUCGAGAUCUCAGAGCGUCUUUAUGUUUUUGACUGUUGUUUCUCGAGUGAUGUUAUGGGAGAGGAUGAUUACAAACUUUAUUUAGGUGGCAUCGUUGCUCAGCUACAGGAUCAUUUCCCUGAUGCGUCCUUCAUGGUGUUUAACUUCAGAGAAGGAGAUCAGCGGAGUCAAAUAUCAGACGUGUUGUCCCAAUACGACAUGACGGUUAUGGAUUAUCCUCGGCAGUAUGAGAGUUGUCCGCUUUUACCACUCGAGAUGAUCCAUCACUUUUUAAAAUCCAGCGAAAGCUGGUUAUCAUUGGAAGGUCAACAAAAUGUUCUGUUGAUGCAUUGCGAAAGAGGUGGCUGGCCUGUUCUUGCUUUCAUGUUGUCAGGGCUGUUGUUGUAUAGAAAGCAGUAUCAGGGUGAGCAGAAGACUCUUGAGAUGGUACACAAGCAAGCUCCCAAGGAGCUUCUUCAUCUAUUGUCUCCUUUAAAUCCGCAGCCUUCUCAGCUUAGAUAUCUUCAGUACAUUUCUAGAAGAGAUCUAGGCUCUGCUUGGCCUCCUUCGGACACGCCUCUUCUUCUGGAUUGUUUGAUUCUUAGAGAUCUUCCUCAUUUUGAAGGGAGAGAAGGUUGCAGACCAAUUGUAAGAGUUUAUGGUCAGGACCCUAAAUCCAAAGCCAAUAGGACUUCCGUAACUCUCUUUUCCACACCAAAGACUAAGAAACACACUCGCCUUUACCAACAGGAAGAGUGUAUUCUGGUGAAGUUAGAUAUCCAGUGCCGUGUUCAAGGGGAUAUUGUUCUGGAAUGUAUACACUUGCAUGAUGAUUUGGUUGGUGAGGAGAUGGUCUUUAGAAUCAUGUUCCACACAGCAUUUGUACGUGCUAAUAUCUUAAUUGUACAACGUGAUGAGAUGGAUAUACUUUGGGACGCCAAGGACCAGUUCCCAAAGGAAUUUAAGGCAGAGGUACUUUUUUCUGGCGCUGAUGCUGUGGUGCCUGCUAUCACAACAACUCCAGCGUCAGAAGAUGAGGACGAUUUUGAUAUGGCUUCACCUGAUGAGUUUUAUGAGGUGGAGGAGAUUUUUAGCGAUGUGGUUGAUGGGCAUGACGUGAAGAGAGACUCGGAUAGUUUUGUGGUUGUUGAUACGGCUUCAGAUGAUUCUGAGGGUAAAGAGGUGUGGAAGGGGGAUGUGGAACCCAAUGCGUUUCUUGAUUGUGCAUCUGAUGAUUCAAAUCAUAAACAUGAUCUGCGUACUAGCACGGAUACAGUCAAAGAUAUCACUGUUGAUGAUGUGCAGUAUAGGUCAGAUGGGAACGCAGAUGGUAAUAUUGACUCAGUGAAGGAUAUUGGAAUAGACGAUGGUGAUGAGCAGCGAAAGAGGAUGACUAUGGAAGCAAAGGAAAGUGAUUCUGCAACAGCAGAGACGCAAGACAAAGGUGAUGGAGAAGGGAAUGAUUUAGAGACUACAUCUCAGAAAACAGAUACAAAUCUCGACAAUCCCAUAUCUGAAAAAACAAAAGCUACACCAAGGAAACAGGUCGGAGCAAAUGCACUGAAACCAAAGUCUAAGCAGCAAGAAGCUCAGGGGGCUAAUGUAAGAAUGGCUAAGCCUAAUGCAGUUUCUCGAUGGAUUCCUUCAAAUAAAGGCUCAUAUAAAGAAUCUAUGCAUGUGGCGUAUCCACGGACAAGGAUUAGCAGUGCUCCUGCUUCAGUUACCACUUCUCUCAAGGAUGGUAAAAGAGCUACGUCACCUGAUGGUGUGGCUCCAAAGGAUGCUAAGACUAAAGGUCUGAGAGCGUCUGUUUCUUCACCAGAUAUGAGGAGUCGAGCUCCUAUUUGCUUAUCACCAGAUUCUAGCCCAAAGGAAAAGCGGCCUUCUCUGCCUGUCUCUCCACAUCAUGCGCCUCGACCACCUCGGUAUUCACCUUCAUCUCCGGAGCUAUAUUCUCUAACCAGUGAUGCUGCAUCAGUUUUAGAUUCUUCACAAGCAGCUGCAUCACCUCCUCCACCUCCGCAGCCACCUCCACUGCCUACUUACUCAUCACCGAGCCAAAAUGACAGCAACACUCAAACAUCUAGGAUCCCACAACCACCACCACCACCACCUCCUCCAUUUGCCUCUGAGAGACCAAACGGUGGAACCAUGUUGCCUCCACCACCUCUUCCUCCUCCUUUGGCAUCUGAGAAACCAAAAAUUGGAACCAGGUUGCCUCCACUGCCAGUAUCUCCACCUUGGAAGUCUGUGUAUGCCUCAGCUUUGGCAACUCCUACGACAUGCUCGACUUCUCAACAUACUCCACCACCACAAACCAGCAGCCACUCUCAAACAUCUCAGCUGCCCUUGCCACCGCCUCCUCCACCACCACCUCCUUUUGCAUCUGUUAGGCGAAACAGUGAAACCAUGUUGCCCCCUCCACCACCUCCACCACCGUGGAAGUCUGUGUAUAGUUCAACUCUUGAAACUCAUGAGGCAUUCUCUACAUCUUACAAUUUAACACCCCCGCCACCUCCUCCUCCUCCUUUUAGCUCAUCAAAUACACCAAAAGAAAAUGGAGAUCACGUUACUCCUUCCCAGCUGCCUUAUUUGAGUAAUGCACCUUCGCCAUCACCCAAGUCCUCUCCUAUCAACGGUUUUUCUGCUCCUCCACCUCCUUUAAGUAAAGCGCAUUCAGUCCCUCUCCCUCCCCCUCCAAGUUAUGGAUCUCCACCUCCACCUCCUCCACAACCACCAAGCUAUGGAACUCCACAACCACCGAGUUAUGGAACUCCACCUCCACCUCCUCCACAACCACCGAGUUAUGGAACUCCUCCACCACCUCCUCCACAACCACCGAGUUAUGGAACUCCUCCACCACCUCCUCCACAACCACCGAGUUAUGGAACUCCUCCACCACCCCCUUCUUUUGGUAAAACUCUGCCUCCGCCACCACCACCACCUCCAUUUAGCUCUAGUGGUCCUCCGCCACCACCACCUCCUCCAUUUAGCUCUAGCGGUCCUCCACCACCUCCUCCUCCAUUUAGCUCUAGUGCUCCCCCGCCACCACCACCUCCUCCAUUUAGCUCUAGUGCUCCCCCGCCACCACCACCUCCUCCAUUUAGCUCUAGUGCUCCCCCGCCACCACCACCUCCUCCAUUUAGCUCUAGUGGUCCUCCGCCUCCACCACCUCCUCCAUUUAGCUCUAGUGGUCCUCCGCCACCACCACCUCCUCCAUUUAGCUCUAGUGGUCCUCCGCCUCCACCACCUCCUCCAUUUAGCUCUAGUGGUCCUCCUCCUCCACCACCUCCACCAUUUAGAUCUGGGGGGCCACCGCCUCCACCUCCUCCACCAAUGGGUGCUCCACCUCCACCACCUCCUCCGAUGCAUGGAGGAGCCCCGCCACCACCACCUCCUCCAAUGCGUGGAGGAGCUCCACCACCUCCACCUCCUCCUAUGGGUGGAGGAGCCCCACCACCUCCACCUCCUCCAAUGCGUGGAGGAGCUCCACCGCCUCCACCUCCUCCUAUGGGUGGAGGAGCCCCACCGCCACCACCGCCUCCUGGUGGUAGAGUUUCUGGGGGACCUCCGCCUCCACCACCUCCAGGUGGUCGUGCUCCUGGUCCACCUCCGCCUCCUGGGCCAAGACCUCCAGGUGGUGGACCUCCUCCGCCUCCUGGACCAAGACCUCCUGGUGGUGGACCUCCUGGACCUCCAGAUCUUAAGGGUGCAGGAAGAGGGCGUGGUCUUGCACGUCCAGGUUUGGGAUCUGCAGCUCAAAAAAAGUCUUCUCUGAAGCCAUUACACUGGGUUAAAGUAACAAGAGCCUUGCAGGGAAGCUUGUGGGACGAGUUACAGAGACAAGGACAAACCGCACCAGAAUUUGAUGUAUCAGAAAUAGAGACCCUCUUCUCUGCUAUAGUGCCAAAACCCGUUGAUAAAGCUGGAGGUCGAAAAAAACCGGCUGGGGCAAAGCCUGAAAAAGUUCAACUGAUUGACCUUAGGAGAGCCAAUAACACGGAAAUUAUGCUUACGAAAGUAAAGAUGCCGCUGCCUGAUUUGAUGGCUGCAGUUCUGGCAAUGGAUGAUACUGUACUAGAUAGUGAUCAAAUAGAGAAUCUUAUAAAGUUUUGUCCAACCAAGGAAGAGAUGGAACUUCUAAAGAACUACACUGGUGACAAGGCAACCUUGGGAAAGUGUGAGCAGUACUUCCUAGAGCUAAUGAAGGUGCCACGAGUAGAAUCGAAGAUGAGAGUAUUUUGCUUCAAGAUUCAGUUUCGUACCCAGAUAAUAGAAUUCAAAAAAAGUUUAAAUGCUGUCAAUUCUGCUUGUGAGGAGGUCCGUACUUCACCAAAGCUUAAAGAAAUUAUGAAAAAGAUUCUUUACCUGGGGAACACAUUGAACCAAGGAACUGCGAGGGGCGCUGCAGUGGGAUUCAAGUUGGAUAGUUUAUCAAAAUUAAGCGAUACACGUGCUGCUAACAGCAAGAUGACUCUCAUGCACUAUCUUUGCAAGGUCCUUGCUUCCAAGGGAUCAGAUCUACUGGACUUCCCUAAGGAUCUUGAAAGUCUUGAAUCAGCUUCGAAGAUACAAUUGAAGUCGCUGGCUGAGGAAAUGCAAGCUAUAAUCAAAGGGUUGGAAAAACUGAACCAGGAGCUCACUGCUUCCGAGAGUGAUGGUCCUGUUUCAGAAGUUUUCCGCAAAACAUUGAAAGACUUCAUUUCCGUAGCCACGACCGAAGUGGCAACUGUAACUAGUCUUUACUCGGUGGUGGGAACUAAUGCUGAUGCACUUGCACACUAUUUUGGCGAGGAUCCCAAGCGUUGUCCAUUUGAACAAGUUACCGCGACCUUGUUAAAUUUUAUAAGGCUGUUUAAGAAAGCACACGAAGAGAAUAUAAAGCAAGAGGAAAUGGAGAAGAAGAAAGCCGCUAAGGAAGCGGAAAUGGAGAAAGAGAAAGCCGCUAAGGAAGCUGAAAUGGAGAAGGAGAAGGCUAAAGAAGUCAAGUUGACAAAAACAGCAGAUGAUGAUGAUGUUGAUAGCUGA